Molecule: messenger RNA, 2991 nt
Organism: Aspergillus wentii DTO 134E9
Lineage: Eukaryota; Fungi; Ascomycota; Eurotiomycetes; Eurotiales; Aspergillaceae
Exons: 1
Coding region: 1-2991 (996 amino acids)
Source: RefSeq, a predicted model, not a curated record
AUGGCCCGAAAUCAACCUCACUCAAGACAGCGUAAUCCCAUCCCAUUCCCCUUCCUGGGAUCACCUGCUGCUCAAUCUGAAGCGGAUGCCUUGGAUCGGGCCGGAAAUAACUGCCUGGAGGCCCUGUACGCUGAAGCUACAUCAGAUCUGUUGGCGUUGCGUAGACAGCCAAGAACAAGGUCAGAGGUUGAAUGCAAUGAAUUGAAGGCGCGAGUGGUCGCCCUAGAACAGGUACUCAGUGAAACAAUGACGCCGGUCUCCCACCGACUGGCAAAGAGGAAGAAUGAACCACAACAACAUACUGUGAAUGAACAGAACCUAUCAGCAACCUCCACUCCUUCGGCCCAGCGGAUCACCGCGGGGGCUAUUCUGGCAACCAGCGCUCGACGAGGAAUUCCAUCCGCCACAUGGGACGCAUUAGAUUUGCGGGUUCAGUGCGAGCAUGAAGACCACGAAGCAUUCAUGCGAGCCUUAUCACCUGAAAGAAAAGCAUGGUCACUUCUUGCUCAGAGGUCGACCCAGAUCCGGAAGCAUCUGCAGGCAGAUGUAAAGCGGGCCAUUGCUGGCCCAUUACGAAUUAGAACUUUUCACAAGGAAGCUCUACGGGCGAUCGCAGAAGCAUUUGAGCAGUCGAGUUCCAAUAGACUGGACCAGAGCCACAGCGCUGACACGGCAUGGGAGCGACGGACGAACACUUGGAGACCCGGUCUGGACCUGGGCCCGUUGCUGGCAGGCACGGAAUUCACCCAGAGCAAACACCCGGCUAUCCAGGAAGCAGCCGAGCGCCUCUUGACCAUGCCUCGACUGGGCAAGAUCCUGCAGCAGGAACUUCCCGACAGCACCACGGGGCAUGCCGCUCUCGUCCAUGGUCCAGACGGCCGAUCCUACACCGUCGAUCAACUUGCCACUCACCGGGUCUACUGCGACCUAGUCAGGGCAGAUGGGCUGUGGGCGAUGCUUCAUAGCCCUGCGAUGGACCGUCUGCUGGCCCAGGCCCAUCACUCCCAGCCGUUUUUCGGCUUCAGCGACGUCGAGCUGCACCAGCUAGCCAUGGCACAGCGCGUUGCCAGCGUGGUCAUCCACUACGCGGUGCGCGACUCGAUACAUUAUAAAUUCGGCGGUUGGCAACAAACAGCAGCAGACGUACUGCAUGCACGACAGGGCUCCUGCUCGGGUAGUGUUAAUCUGACUGUGGCGUUAGCCCGUGCCGCUCGUGUUCCUGCUGGUGCCAUCCGCAUGCACGUUGAGGCCCCAGGCUACUUUGGACUCGUCGCUGUUCCCAACGUCUUGGGCGGCCGGAACAGGGUGAGCGUCCAUUACCAGGUCGGGUGGGUGACCUUGCAGUCCGAUGCCGAUACGGGACUCGCCUGGAAGUUAGUAAAAUCGGACCCGGCCGAUGACUACGAGCUCGGCGUUGCCAUAGAAGACUUCAACGCUCCAUGCUCUCGUGUUACCUGUUUCAAUGGCAGCGAUGACUGCAUUCUGCAGUUUGCGCCUGAAUAUGUUUUGGACGAUGUCGGCCCUUUGGCCAUCAUUGACGCGCUACUGCGCAAGCAAAAGCCCUUGAUGCCCUCUGUCGCGCACCGGCUUGAGCUCCUUCGAUCCAUGCAUCGCCGCGGUCCAGUCUCAAUCGAAGCUACCUGCCAGCACCUGGCUCUACAGAUUACCCAGAGUCCGUGCCAGGGACGAUACAAUGCCAUCGCCCAAUCCUACGACACAGCGCUGGAAUGUCUCAUUAAGGAUCCUGCUACGGCGGCCGUUUUCUCGGAUCAGGCUGCCCGGAAUUUGCGGGCUUUCUUGAAUAAAGCAUCCACACUGGAGUACAUGAUAAAUGGUGACCUUAAUCAACGCCUCUGGGUGGACCGGUUUCUUGAUUUUGCACAGUCACAGGCCAUGGAAUUCAUCUAUCUUCCUCGCAUGGCUGACCUGGCUUCGCGACUGAUGGACAUGGUUCAAGCCCUGUGCUGUGUCCUAGAGUCUGUCCCAGAAUCCGACCGCAGAGAGCUUCCCUCGGAGUUUGUUGCAUGGAAGCAGUACCAGCGCGUGAUGCAGAUUAGUACUGACCAUGCCGAGUGGGCGCGUCGGUUGGGAAAUAUGUACCGGUUCAUGACCCAAUGCUACCCAGCCGACCUUGAUUCUCAUUAUGGUCCGCGGGCAUCCCCUCGUUGGUUGCAGAAAUCCUACCAGGAGCGUUACCUGAGCUACAUCGACUCCAAGGCCUCGGAAGAAUUGAUGGAGCGCCCCACUGACAGCGCCCUCGCUUUCCUACUUGGUGACCAAGUCAGCAUAUACCAGAAUGACCAGGGCCAAUGGGAGGGGAGUCUUAGCUCAAUAUGCAACCGGGCGGGCAUUUCCAUGGAGCAGGUCCAGCAGGUCGCUAGCUUCCACGAACAUUUGCUCUCUGACGUGGCUGCAGCAACGUGGGAGCGGUACUCGUUCUUUAUGCGGCACCAUGCGGAAGGUAUUCGAUCCGGUCCUGACCUUGCUGUUGAGUUUGAAGCAUGGCUAGCUAUCUGGGAGCCGACCCUAGCUCGUCUUCAUCGUGACGAUUUGUGUCGUGAUCCAACAUACCCUGAGGCCAUCUGCCACUAUCUUCUACCUCGCACCGUUACGCAGACCCCUGCACUGAUUCGAACUGCCUUGGCGGAGUUCAUUGAGCUAUUCGAAGCUCAACCAGCCAGCAUGAGACCGCGGCACGAGGCUGAGAUUGACUUUCUCCUGCGCGGGUUUCUCUGUGCACACACCCGUGUUACAAUGGAUUCCUUGAUCGGCGAGCGGCAAGGUGGAUGGCUGAAACCCUACGGGGUUUUGUAUUCACUGUGGAAAGCCUACAUCUUACCUGUAGAGGAGGCUAUCGGCAUAGUCAAGCGUCUCAUAGAUAAUUCACAAACACAAUCCCUUCGUUCUGAAUAUGAUUGGCUGGGAGAUGUUGCAAAAAGCUAUCCUUACCAACCACGGGACGUGGAGUUGAAAGCCAUACCAUCACUGUGA